Molecule: messenger RNA, 2596 nt
Organism: Linum trigynum
Lineage: Eukaryota; Viridiplantae; Streptophyta; Magnoliopsida; Malpighiales; Linaceae
Source: the annotation of a GenBank genome assembly
GCACUCACAGUCACACAGUCUUUCCCUCUCACUCUUUCUGUUUUACUUCAGUCCUUCCAUAGCCAGACAAUCGAGCAAACGAUGCUCAAGAUCAUGAAGGAACUCGGCCUUUUCCUCCUCCUCCUCCUCCUAGUAACGGCCGACGAGGCCCGGUCUUCGGAUCCGGCGAACGGCGAGGUGCCGCCGGCGGAGGUGAGGGAGGUGUACGGCAACGGCCGGCUGUUCGACAUUACCCACAGGUUGAAACCCGACCUGCCCAAGUUCGAUUCGACUGGCGGGAUUGGGCAGCUGUAUACGCUGGUGCAGAGCAUCAAGAACGGCUCGUCGUAUAACGAAGGGGAGAUCAACCGGUUGCUCACCCACACCGGAACCCACGUCGACACGCCGGGCCAUUUCUACCAGAAGUACUUCGAGGCCGGCUACACCAUCGAGUCCCUCGAUCUGGACGUCCUCAACGGCCCAGCAUUGUUGAUUGAUGUUCCCAGGGACAGCAACAUUACUGCUAAAGUUAUGGAGUCAUUGCAAAUCCCAAAAGGAACCAGACGUGUGUUGUUCAGGACUCUGAAUACCGAUAGGCGUUUGAUGUACCAGACGAACUACGAUUCAAGCUAUGUCGGGUUCAUGACCGAUGGGGCUCAGUGGCUUGUGGACAACACAGACAUCAAACUUGUUGGAGUUGAUUACUUAUCUGUUGCUGCCUUUGUCGACCUCGUUCCGACUCAUCUAGCUCUCCUGAAGAACAGGGAAAUCAUUAUUGUCGAAGGCAUGAAGCUUGACGACAUUGAAGCUGGACAGUACGUUGUUAAUUGCUUGCCUAUCAGGCUGGUUGGAGCUGAUGGAGGGCCAACAAGAUGCAUUCUCGUCAAGAACUAGGCCUUGGUCUAGUAGUAAUCUCAUUAGUUUUGAAUAUGGCGAUAUGAAGUUCCAAUAUCUUAAAUAGCAUCCAAUCACAAUUAAAGAAACAUAAAACACCCCUUAUAAAAAAUAAAAAGAUGCAUUCUAAUCAAAUAACCAUCUAUAUAUGCAUUCUAAUCAAAUAACCAUCUAUGUGUAAAGUAAUAUGCUCUGAGGUAAUACAUGCUGGAAUAUAUGUUAAAAGGUAAUUUGCAAUAAUGAAGUUUAUCAUCCAUUACAAUCACAUCAAAGGACAACCUCAUAUUCUACCAAAAAAAUGGACAAUCUCAUAUACAAUAAGUUUGAACAUGGAGGAUUCUACCAACAAGUUUUGACAAGGUGAUGAGAAGGCGCAACCACCCAAAUAAUGAGUUGAAUAACAAGUCUCCAUGGCCAACAACUUAAUUAGAGGAAGACAUGAUGAUGCAUGAAAUAAAUUGGAUGGACCAAUGAAUGGUUACUUUCAUUACCAAUUCAUGCACAUGGAGCAACGUGGGAGAGAGAGUACAAAAGCAUUGUUUGUGUUUGAGUGUAUUUUCUGAAUGGAGUGAAACAUCAAAUAUUUCAUUUGUGAUUGUUCCUAAAUCAUACUACACUUUCGCUAAUACCCACCAAAUUUGGGUGUAAUACCUAAAAGCCAAUAUCCUUCUAUCUUCUAAAAAAAUCUCCACUUUCUUGCUAGACAAUUUUUUCAAAAAAUAGCCACGACAGACAGCGUCUUCAUCCAGUACCAUGCUUGUCACCAAUGCAGUCAAAAUCUAGAUUUUAAGUAAAAUCGAAAACUGAGGUAGAAUCGAAAUCGUAGAUUAAAAUCGUAAAAUCGUAAGAUUUUAAGGUUCAUAUUAAAAUAAAUACUUAAAACACUAGAUAGUAAUAAAAAUGCAUAUCUUGAAUAACAAUCAACCACAUAAAGCAUAAUUACUUCCCAAGAUAAGUUUGUUUGCUAAACAAACACAACUAAUCCAUAUAUUUUUCUUGUACAUAAUAGAAACACACAAAUAAGAAACCUGAAACAUUAUAGAUAUCCCUGUUAAUUAAUUGUUAAGAGUAGAAAAUCACAUAUGAUCGUUAGGAUCAACAUUAACAUCACUGACACAUCAUCAUCAUCAUCCUCAACCUCACCCUCACUCUAAUCGUUUUUGUUUGUUUAAGGACUAAUAUCAUUACUCUUAUGAUCACUUGAAGUACUUUCACCAUUAACCAUAUUUCCUUGAUUAUCAUCAUCUGGAAAAGAUAACUCAUUGAUUGAUGCAUUCCCUUCUUAAUUGAUAAAAGGUCGGGCUAGUGGUGCUGAAGGAUUGGGAGAUGAACAAAAGCUUGCAAUGUAAUGGAGAUUUGGAUUAUUGUGAGGGUGGUGGGAACAAAUUACAAGCUAAUUGGGAGGCUGGAAGAUAUCGUUGAUGAAAGGAGUAGGGCGCCGACGUGCGAAAGAGGAAGAUACGAGGAAGAGAAUGAAAAUAAAUUGAGAGUUAACUCUCAGGUUGGGGUUGUGUUGUUCAUUAUGUUGGGUUGGGGAAAGUAAAUUUGACUCGGUUCAUGGGCAUAACCCAACUUGACCGGCCUAAUUUUGAUCCAAUUGAUAUGAACCUUGAAAUCGUACAAAAUAGUAGAAAUCGUAGAUUUUAUGGAUUUUAGAGUUUUAAAUCGGGAUUUUAUGGGAUUUUAAGGUUCAAAGAUUUUACAGUAAAAUCAGGAUCGAAAC